UCCUCCUUCUUCUUCUUCUUCUUCCUCCUCUCCUUCUUCUUCUGGUGCUGCUGCUUCUCCAUCUGCCCUCGCUUGCUUACCUUCGCUUAUACCCCUGGCGCUGCUGCUGCUGCUGCUUCUGUGUUGGGCGGGCAGGCAGGCAGAGGCAGGCACGAAACAGUAGCGCCGUUUGGCAUACUGCCUUCCACGCCAAUCUGAGUCUGAGUUGACAUCGGGUUAAGUUUGCGAGCGUAGAGCGCACGUUGUUUGAGGAAGUGCAGCGAGCGAGAGGGAGAGGGAGAGGGAGGGGAGGGGAGGGGAGGGGAAGGGGAGAGGGAUCUGCGAGAGACAGAUAGGGAAGUCGUGGUUUCUGGUGUGUGCUUGCGUGCUGCUGCUGUGAGUUGAGCGCGGCUGCAACCACACAAGGCAGGCAGGCGGGCGGGCGGGCAGUCAGUGAGGCAGGCAGGCAGGCAGGCCAAAGCUUGCGAGAGAGAGAGAGAGAGAGAGAGAGUGUGUGAGCGAGCGAGCGAGUUGUGGUUCGUGCGAGGGGGGAUUUCGGGACAGACAGACCAGCUGCUGCUCGAGUGAAGCAGCCUGGAAUUUAGGUUGGCCGAGGGGAGGGGGCCGAACGCAGAGCGGCGGCGUCGGGCCCGGAGGCACGAUAGUAUUAUUGUGCUGUAGGCUGGUAGGCUGUUUUUAGAAAGGGGGGUUUAUUUGUGCUCGGCAGAGUUGCGCGAGAAAAAAUUAGUGCAGAAGUGUGGACCUUCGGGGGCCGUGGUCUGCCAUAUCCUGGGCGCAGCUCAAUUGGGUGUGGUUCUUCUCAGGUUUGUGCGAUUGCCGAGCGAACCUGAUUAGACUCAGGACGGGCUCCUGUCUCGCGCACGCGCACGCAUUGAACAUUAUGGACAGGCCUUGCGCGCUCGAGCCUCGGAGCCUGGCGCUGACCUCCGGCGCGCAGUCUCGAUGAUGGUGAGCCAGGGCUGGACUUCGAGGAAUUGCGUCUCGCGCCUGUAGACGGAAUUGCAGCUCGGUCGGGCUCGUCUCCGUGUCGUGUGUGUGUUCCAGGGUAGGAUUAUGAGAUUUGCGCCCAUCGAAGACUCAGACACACUUCGGCCAAUUGGUUGCGGAGUAUGAGUAGGUGAGUAUGGCAUCGUCAUCAAGCUCGCCGUGUGCUGCCUGUAAGUUUCUCAGAAGGAAGUGUACAGCGGAGUGCGUGUUCGCGCCGUAUUUUCCACCGGAUCAACCCCAUAAAUUUGCGAAUGUACACAAGAUUUUCGGUGCGAGUAAUAUCACUAAGCUUCUGAACGAGCUGCCCGUACAACAACGAGAGGACGCGGUGAAUUCGCUGGCGUACGAGGCGGAUGCCAGGGUCAAGGAUCCGGUCUAUGGAUGCGUGGGAGCGAUCUCGGUGCUCCAACGACAAGUUGCGCAGUUGCAGCAAGAAUUAGCUAUCGCGCAUUCAGAUCUCGCCAGAUAUGCCGGGGCAGGAAUGGUAGGGGGCCCAGGUAGCGUGACGCAGGGAAUGCCCUCCUCGUCGCUCGGAAUUGGCAUGGGUUUAUCGCCUGCGCCGUCGCGCGAGCAGCAGCAGCAGAUGCUGACCCGAGAGCAGCUGCUGGACCUGGCCCGCGAGCCGCAACUCUCGCGCGAGCAGCUGCUGGAGCUGGCUAGGGUUGGCGGAGGAUCUUACGAGGCCGGCCUCGCAGCGCUGGGCCUCACGGGAGCGCUAGGACCGCUCGGACCCUUUCCUUCCCGUCAAGGGAGCGAUGGCAGCGGAAGCGGUGGCGGCAUGGGAGGGCACUUAUCUCCUCCAUAAUGCACUAUCGGCUUCGGUGUCUGUAGAGAGAAUGACAUGAGUUACAGCGCAGCGUGGCUCGUAUCUGGACACGACACUGGAGCCUAGACUCGAUGGGGGCACCGGGCGGGGGGGGGGCUCCCUGCGAUGGCGAGGCACCGGAACCGGCUCGAAAUGCGCCCGAGCGAGCAGAGCGAGACACCCUGCAGGUGCCCCAGGAAUGCCGUCUUCAGAGCAGGAGGCGGACGGACCAUCUUUCGCUUUCUAAGGUGCUCCUUCUCCACGCGAGAAGCCAUUAAAAACCCAAAAAAAGGCAAAAAAAAUUCUGACAAAGAUCAGAAAGAUUACAGAGGGGGAGGGGGAUGGUUUUUCUAGUUAGUUUGUGAGGAGUGGGUAACGAGGGGCUCGAUGCGGCUCGGCUCCCCAGCAUCAUCCCCUCUGCAGAUCUGUGCAAUGCUACCGACGACUCGACUCGACUCGACUCGACGUGUUUCCUCGACCCAAUCCGCUUCCUCCCACGCCCCUCGUCCGACCAACGAACGAACGAGCGCGCGCGCUCUCUUUCUCUCUCCCUCUCUCCCUCUCCCUCUCCCUCCCUCUCUCUUUCUCGAUCGCACGAGGGGGAUUGCUUGCUUGCGUCCCUGCGUGCCAAUUUCCAGCUCUCACUUCGAAUUCAUACGGGCACGCGGCAAAAUGUGCGCCAGCAAUUCCCACUCCCGGAGGCGCCCCGUCGCGCAUCUCGAGCCUGGACCGAGCGGCGGGAAGAGCAAGCAAGCAGGCAGGCAGGCAGGCAGGAAAGCUGGCCUCAGGGCCAUCCAUCCAUCCAUCCAUUUAUUCAUUCAUUCUCGCUCGCUCGCCCGUGCGUGCGUGCGGCGCAGUGCACAAUGUUACGAUGCGGACCCGCGUUGCUGCUGCUGCUGCUGCUGCUGCUGCUGGCGAUCGGCGUCGCCGCUGGGAGUGUGUGACAGUGAGAGAGGGAGAGAGAGGGAGAGGGAGAGGGAGAGAGGGAGAGGAAGAGAGAGAGAGAGAGAGAGAUUGUGUGGGUGUCCGUCGAGCCGGCGAAUGCGCCGUCGGCGUCGGCGGAUGCAGACGCAGACAUGAGAGGUGCAGUGUGCCGAACACGGAGGAUCGUCGGAAGAAUGUGGCGGGGGAGGGGGGCAAUGCAGUGGUGGAGGCAUCGAGGUGAUCAUCUCUGCUCGUUGCGUGGCUAGGAGGUCGUCUGCUCUUUGUGCUUGUAGGUAACAUCAGGCCGUGUCUAGUGUAUUUACUCGGGGCUAGGCGGUGCAAAAUUCAGCGAAGGACGUGAGUAUUGAUCGGGGACCCUGGGUUGUAAAUGUGACUCCCACUUAUCCCAGAAUGAGAAUGAGAGAGGCGAUACUAGAGUAGUAAGAAGGAUAGUUGCUUGUGUAGGUGGACGGAUUUUUGGAAGAUUGAAUAUUGAGCGGGGCAUUCCUACCUGUCAUAAGUACGAAGCACGCAGCGGGCCGCAAUGAGCACGGGCUGCUGCCGACACUGGUGAGCUUUCUAGGUAGAAAUCUUUUUGGAUGGACUCUCUUCUCGUCUCUGCCCUGCCACUAUGCUUGUCACGUCAUGGUCCUGCUGCGCUCGGAGGGUGCCCAACUCAGAUCGACCCCCCGUUGUGUGCUGAAUCCUGCACCGAGAGGUGGUCUCAUCCCGGCCCUCCGCUGCGCCCAGUGCGUCCCUCCUCCUCCUCGGCACGGACCACUCCGCCACCAUGCGAUUGCUGGCAGCAGUUACAGAUACAGUAAUCUGAUUUAUAUUCUUUUAUUUGGAGCUUCUUACCUUCAAUUGUUCAAAAUAAAGAUGAAAGGAGGAAAGGUAUGCAGUCGAUGAGAGUACCUCUACGUUCUAGGUUCGAUCUUGGCGUAUCGGGUAGUAUCACAUCCCAUAGAACUGUCCUACACGCUUACCGCGUUAUUGGUCACACCUGUCCAGGAGCUAUGAGUACUUUUACCUUAGGAUCAUAUUGGGGAGGUGUUAGAUAGAGAUUCCGUAGUUUGUGCAGCAAUGUUGAUCUAUUUUGCCAACACAUGUCAAACAGGUUAUGAUGUAGAAUUAGUCAUCAGUCAGAAACUUCAUAUCCGCAAUUCAUGCGCUAUGUCCUGCAUUGAGGUGGAGAUAUCGGCUAGGGCAAUUUUCCCUGGCAGAAAUUGUUUUAUCAAUGUCUCGUUGACGC
Messenger RNA from Marchantia polymorpha subsp. ruderalis, 3968 nucleotides. NCBI's taxonomy places the organism in Eukaryota, Viridiplantae, Streptophyta, Marchantiopsida, Marchantiales, Marchantiaceae. The record is from the annotation of a GenBank genome assembly.